AUGGAUUACGUUGUUAGAAGCUUAAAGCAGACUCUCGGCGACGCGCAUCCUGAUCUACUGACGUUUCAACAUGAACUUGCAGGAGCAUGCCAAUCAGAUGGCCAGAUUAAGCGUGCAGUUACGCUGCUUGAGCAUGUGAUUGCUGCGGAAGCGAAAAUACUGAGCGAAGACCAUCCAGAUCGAUUGGCAUCUAAACAUGAACUCGCACGAGCAUAUCAAGCGGAUGGUCAACUCCGGCGCGCAUUGGAACUUCUCGAGCAGGUUGUCGCUAUUGAGGAGAAUACAUUACGUGAAGACCACCCUGAUCGACUGGCAUCACAGCAUAUGCUUGCUAGAGUUUGCCAAGCGGUGGGACAGACCAAUCGCGCUUUGAAGCUCCUCGGGCAUAUUGUAGCUUUGCGAGAGAGAACUCUUAGCGAGGAGCACCCUGACCGACUGGCAUCUCAGCAUGAAUAUGCUGUAGCGUAUAGGAUGCAUGAAAUGAACAGGGCCAUAUGA
Molecule: messenger RNA, 498 nt
Organism: Penicillium angulare
Lineage: Eukaryota; Fungi; Ascomycota; Eurotiomycetes; Eurotiales; Aspergillaceae
Exons: 1
Coding region: 1-498 (165 amino acids)
Molecular function (GO): protein binding
Source: RefSeq, a predicted model, not a curated record